AUGGAAACAGCCUCCUCCAGUUCAAAUGAAUCUAUCAAAUUCAGUAAUCUUGCAGUGAGGAAAAAAUCAGAAGAACUAGAAAUUGGACGUGGCAUUCGAUCAAGUUUGGUAUCUUGGAAACCACUGUGCUCUUCUGGUGACAAUGCUGGCUCCUAUGAGCCUGAAAUACCACUGGAAUCCAGUACAUCUGUUGAUAACUUCUCCACAUCAGAGUUAGAUGGUGAGGAAAUCAUUGUACAGGAACCUGGACAGAAUACUGAAGAUGUAUCUUGGCUGUCUGGAGGACAAAUUGGUUCACGAAAUUCUAUUUUGAUAUUCAGGAGUUCAGCUCUCGCCAAUGCUACAGAUUAUUCAGUACAGAAAAAACCUGCUCAUAUAUUACACAUCACUUACAAAGUACUCCAAGCAGAAACAAAACUUCUGGCAAAAUUGCUAGAAUGCCAUGGAAUAAAAGAGGUGGUGAAUAAUUCUUCAGAUUUCAACUUACUUUGGACAGGCUCUCAUCCAAAACCUGGAAUUUUGAGAUCACUGGCCCCUCAUCAAAGAGUUAACCAUUUUCCUAGAUCAUAUGAAUUAACACGCAAAGAUCGUCUUUAUAAGAAUAUAGAGAGAAUGCAGUUAACAAAAGGUUACAAGCAUUUUGAUUUCAUACCUCAAACAUUUGUCAUGCCUCUGGAACAUAGAGAACUAUGUACAGCCCAUCAUAGGAUAAAAGGACCAUGGAUUGUUAAACCAGUUGCCUCUAGCAGAGGACGAGGUAUUUUCUUAGUUGAAAAUCCAAAUCAAGUGCCUCUAGAAGAGCCAGUUGUUGUAGCAAAAUACAUUUCUAAUCCCCUUUUAAUUGCUGGCCACAAAUGUGAUUUGAGACUCUAUGUAGCAGUCACCAGCUUUGAUCCAUUAUUGAUUUAUAUUUAUGAAGAGGGCUUGGUGAGAUUUGCUACUGUAAAAUAUGAUUCUAGUCAUAAACAGCUAUGGAAUCCAUGCAUGCAUCUUUGUAAUUACAGUAUUAAUAAAUACCAUAGUGAUUAUGUUAAGUCUGAUGACCCCUCUGCUGAAAAUAUUGGGCACAAAUGGACAUUGAGUGCUCUACUGAGACACCUCAAAGCUGAAGGUAAAGAUACACUAUUUCUGAUGUCACAAAUAGAAGACCUAAUAAUUAAAGCCAUUCUUGCUUCAGCAAACUCAAUUAUAUCAGCAUGUAAAAUGUUUGUUCCCUACAGCAAUAACUGUUUUGAAUUAUAUGGUUUUGAUAUUUUAAUUGAUAAGAAUCUCAAACCUUGGUUAUUAGAAGUGAACCUUUCACCAUCCCUGAACUGUGAUAGUCCAUUAGAUGUAAGAUUAAAAUCAGCUAUGCUGGCAGAUCUUUUAACAUUAGUUGGUGUCCCUGCUGUUGAUCCAGUUAUCAGGGUUAUCCCAACCCCAGUUAACAAGAGAAAUCAAAGUUUGAAGAUGAAAUUCAACCAUUGCCGAAGAAUUCAUUCAGCUGAUGGGCUCAACAAUUCUCACCAUAAGCAUCAAAGUACUUCUUCAACAAGUACGAUAUCUUAUCAAUUAUCACCUGAAGAAUCAAGAAUCAUUAGGUCUGCCACAACCCAGUUUGAAAGAAGGGGAGGUUUUGUAAGAAUUUUUCCAGCUAUAGACAGUUGGGCAAAAUACUCACAGUACUUAGAUCCAACUACUGGUAUUCCUAUAUCUGGCACACCAUCCAGUAGUUAUGGCAUCAAUGUUUCACACAAUUACAAUCUCAUCCUUCAUAAACACUUUUUUCCUGGCAUCAUCACUAUAUCAAAAAAUAUUGACCGAUCUCUCACAAGAACCAAAUCUACUGAUAGAAAAAGUAAUUUGCAUAAUAAUUAUUCCUUGGUGGAUAGUGGUGGAUUGACUGGACGGCAUGAUAGGUAUGAGAGAAUGUUGAAACAAGGCCAUAAAGCAAAUACUGUUUCCAAAAAAUCAAUAAAAACCACACACAAAAUAGAAUUGAAAGAUAAAGUUAUGGAAAUGUUGAAAAGUGGCAAGAAAAUAUCACAGUGUGAAGCAAGAAAAACAUUCAGUCAAUAUUUGAUUUGUAUAUUGAAGAGAAUUGUUUCAGGUCCUGAAGAGAAAGAUUAUGUAGAAGUUGUUUUGAAGUUCUUGCAAAGAGCAUCAAAUUUUUUAAGGAGUUCAUAUAGUAUGAGUCCUCCAAAUACCAAGUUGGAUUAUAAAGCAAGAGCAGCUAUUGUAGCAAAACAGCUAAAUGAUUUUUUGUACAUUUAUAACAAAGAAACUGAACUGUUCAUUGUGAAAAAUGAGAAAAUAAAUCAUGUACCUUCAAAGCUUUAUGAACAGUUUCUUGAGUGUGCUGAAGAAGAUGAUUUAGAAGAGGUAUUGAUCCAUCAGACAAAUCAGAAUAUGUCAAACCAGAGCAUGACAACAGGAUUUCGAGGUAUUUUGAAAUGCAUACCAAAUGCACCUAGAUCACAUGGCCUGAAGGCUCCAUUAACUAGUAAGAACAAGCAUUUGAACAUUGCUUCAAUUUCAUGA
Molecule: messenger RNA, 2520 nt
Organism: Phaedon cochleariae (mustard beetle)
Lineage: Eukaryota; Metazoa; Arthropoda; Insecta; Coleoptera; Chrysomelidae
Source: the annotation of a GenBank genome assembly